GGAACUGUCACACGAAGUUUUAUGGCAGCACUGCGCCUCCACCAUCUUAAAAAACCUGGCUUCCUUCAAUACGUGAAAAAUUGAGCAAAAUCUAGUGUUAAAAGUGUAGUUAAUAGGGUAAAAUCGGUGAUAUUGGAGACUGAUUGCUGUCGGGAGGUGUUUAAUACAGUCGGCGCUCCGUCAGACUUAUGUCUAUCGCCGAUACAGCACCGCAAAAUUGAAGAUGACAUUGCCCAGCACAGCACGAGUCUAUGCGGAUGUGAAUUCUCAUAAACCGCGUGAAUAUUGGGACUAUGAGAACUAUGGAGUGGACUGGGCGAAUCAGGAUGAUUACCAAUUAGUGCGGAAGCUGGGCAGGGGUAAAUACAGUGAAGUAUUUGAAGCAUAUAAUGUGACCAACAACGAAAAAUGCGUGGUGAAGAUCCUGAAGCCAGUGAAGAAGAAGAAAAUUAAAAGGGAGAUCAAGAUAUUGGAGAAUCUGCGCGGGGGCACCAAUAUAAUAACGCUGCUGGCGGUGGUGAAGGACCCCGUGUCGCGGACGCCGGCGCUCAUCUUCGAGCACGUGAACAAUACAGAUUUCAAGCAGCUGUACCAGACCCUCACGGACUACGACAUCCGCUUCUACCUGUACGAGCUGCUGAAGGCGCUGGACUACUGCCACAGCAUGGGCAUCAUGCACCGCGACGUGAAGCCCCACAAUGUGAUGAUCGACCACGAGAACAGGAAGCUGCGCCUGAUCGACUGGGGCCUGGCGGAGUUCUACCACCCGGGCCAGGAGUACAACGUGCGCGUGGCCAGUCGCUACUUCAAGGGGCCCGAGCUCCUCGUGGACUACCAAAUGUACGACUACUCGCUGGACAUGUGGUCGCUGGGCUGCAUGCUGGCCUCCAUGAUAUUCCGGAAAGAGCCCUUCUUCCACGGCCACGACAACUACGACCAGCUCGUGCGCAUCGCCAAGGUCCUCGGCACGGAGGAGUUGUACGCCUAUCUGGACAAGUACAACAUCGAGCUGGAUCCGCGCUUCAAUGACAUCCUGUCGCGGCACUCGCGCAAGCGAUGGGAGCGCUUCGUUCACUCGGACAAUCAGCACCUCGUGUCACCGGAGGCGCUCGAUUUCUUGGACAAGUUGCUCCGCUACGACCACUACGACCGCCUCACGGCGCGCGCCGCCAUGGAACAUGCCUACUUUUUGCCCAUCAUCAACGGCCAGAUGCCGCCGUCCAAGGGAAGCAAUCAAUAAUCCAUCAUCACUGUCAGCAACGCCAACUUCUCCAGCAACAACAGCACCAUCAGCAUCGCGACACGGACCAACGACACCACCAAGCAGACCCACAGUUGAUGACCCCACACAUUCACCGGCUAUUUCAGGAGCGUCGGAGCGCCGCAGGAGCCCCUCGUGGUCCCCAUGGAGAACCACAAACACACACAGACACACAGAAGGAAGAUUUGCAGCUUGGGGACAGUCACUAAAGCUCCUGGACGAUCAUCCGCGUCCAGGUUCCAGGCUCCAGACUCCGGCGAUUCACCUGCAAAACAACAGAGACCACAUAAUUUUGCUUCAAUCAAUACAACACGGUUUGUUUCCAUUAAAUUCGCAAGUCUGCAAUUUACAGAAUGGCUAGAGACUAUCAAAUGGCUGAUGCGUGCUGGGCCCACCCAAAAUAGUCCCGGGAAUUCAUACCAACUUUGCUUCUUUCCGUUGAUUCACAUGUUUUAAACGUAAAAUUUGUCAUUUUUCAAGCUUCCUAUCACGCGCGCAAUGAAAGGGGGAAAUUUGUGAGAGGGCUAAAAAACACCAUAUUUGUCGAUACAGAACUGAAAGCGCGUACGUAAUAAGUACACACAAUGGUAAAAGAAUAAAUUCAAAAGAAUAAUGCUUUAUAUUAUCACAAAAAUAUUUCGAAUAGAUGUUGAGAGAGAGAGAGAGAAAGAGGCGAAAUAGCUCUACCACCCACACUAAUGUUUCACUAUUUCUUCAUCCAUUUUAUUCCCCAGAGGAGAAAAAAAAUUAGCGACAAAUUGAUAUAUCGAGAAACAUAACAACAUAUAAGAUUAUAUUGUAGUAGAGAAAAAGUGUGAAGGAUGAGGGGAAAAAAAGAAGAAGGAAAAAACAUUGAAGCCAGACAAGAACCGAUCAAGGGAAAAAAGCUUUUUCUCUGGCGGUGAAAUUUGAAUGAGAGAAAAAAAAAGAUUUUAAGCAAGUUUCGAUGAAAACAGUCAUUAUAUUUGUGAGUUAUUUUUAAUGGAUAAAAAAAAGGAAAUGAGAGAGAGAGAGGAAUCAAUGUGUAAUACUAAAGAAAAGAAAAAAUCAAUGGCUAAAAAAAACCUUUAAAUUGGAAUAGGAAUUUUGUGAAACACAGCACACAAUAAAGGACUUUAAAAGUGGUGAAGAAAAAAAAAGAAGAUUAUUGCAUUGUAAAGGAAGAAUGAGAGAAAAAUCCAGCUCUAGUGCUUUUUCUGUUGUUAUAGACACUGGAAGUUAAGAAGAAAAAAAGGGGAGGAAAUGACGUGAAGUGAAAGAAAAACGUGCUAGAUUAAUUGCAUUUAAAGUGGACAAUAUUUUCUACACCAAUAUUCAGAGGACAUUGAAAAAUUAUUGGAUGAGAAUGAAUAUGUGGGAGAUUUUUCUGCGAUUAAAUGCUAAAACCACAUUUACACAUCAACCUUUGCUUUGACACACUGAUGAUGAUGAUGAUGAUGAUGAUGAUGAUGACGGGCGGGCGAAGAGGGUGGAAAAGAGGAAUGUUUUCAUUUGUAGUCAAAAAAGAAAUUUAAUAUACAAAGUUAAUUAAUUUGUCUCCCCCCAAUUGUUUAUUAUUAUGCCUUCGACGAUCGACUUUUGUUGCAAUAAAGUGCUUACAUUUUUAGGCCAAGGAAGAGAGUUUGCAAAUAAAUAUCGUAUCGAGGGAAAAAUCUACACGAGUAAAAGAAAAAAACUAUUAUAAUAUUUUAAUUGAUAGAAUUGAUGAAAAAACUCCUGCUGUUUUUAGAAAAAAGAGUGACGAUUUUAUGAGCGAAAAAUCCUGUAUAAAUAAAAUGUUUCUUUCUUUUGUAAUAAUUCCCUAAUUUGAACUAAAAAAAAAAUUGGGAUUAUUGCUAAAAAAAACAGAGCAACAAGUAGAAAAAAAGGUAACAAAUUUUGCAUGCAUUAAAAACAAGGAAGAGAAUUUUUUUUUGUCAUUAAGUGAAAAGUCAUUCGUGAAUUUUUACCAUAGAAUUUUCAAAGGAAGUGAAUUGAGGAAUCGUAAUAUUUUAGAAAUAUAAAAUGGAAAUAGACAAAAAUUAUAUAUAUGAAAAAAAACUCUUCUUUUGAUCAUUAUCGAAGAAAGAAAAAUGAAUUGAGAAAAAAAGGAAAAAAUUGGGGGUCGAUAGUAAUCAAAAGGUAAUUGAAAAUAAAACAAGAGAGAAAAAAGAAGUAACAAGAUCUACUUGAAAUCUAUGUUAAUUUUUUACACAAUAUAUAAAUAUAUACAUAUAUAAAUUAAAAAUAUAAAUAGGAUACGUAGGUAACAAAUAAAUAAUAUAUUACUAAAGAAGGAGAAAGAAAAAUUGAGGCAAAAAAAGAAAUCCAAUGCUAGAAAAAAAUCCACUGAUUUGAUGAAGAAGAAGAAAAAAAACCAACAACAAUUUUUACAAAACAUGGAUUUUCCUUUUUCUCUUUUUCUGAAAGUGGUUGAAGAACAUUUUAAAAGCACGGAGAAGAACAUUUUACUUAGGCAAAAAAAAAGAAAGAAAGAAUAAAACAAUAUAUAGAACAAGAAAAUACAACAAAUCUUAAUGCAAACAAUAACAAAAGAAAAUGUGUAAGCAAAACAGUUUGUAAAAUGAUUUUUGCUAAAUUAUAUUAUUUAAAAGAAGAAGAAGAAGAAAAAACGCGGGAGGAGAAAAGGAAAAAGAGGAUGCAAGAAAAGUGAAAGAUGAAAAAAUUAAAUUAAUAAUUACUAUUAAUGAUGGCAAGUAUAAUAUAAAAGUAAUAGAACUUCUUAUAUACAUAUUUAAAAAAAAAUGAUGAAAAAAGAAAUUAAAUGAUGAAAAAAGAGAUGAAAAUGAAAGUAAAUAAUAAAGUUACGGUUUUGUUAACCGUUGCAUUUUCUUAUAAUUUGUAAACUACUGUAUUGGAAGUAUAUGAAGAAUAAUAAAGAUAAAAAAUUCUAUUCUUGUGCUCUUCGCGCGCGUCGCAUUCAA
This is a messenger RNA of Phlebotomus argentipes, 4185 nucleotides long. It is a transcript of the gene CkIIalpha, whose product is annotated as casein kinase II subunit alpha. Gene Ontology annotation, molecular function: ATP binding; protein serine/threonine kinase activity. The transcript has 2 exons. NCBI's taxonomy places the organism in Eukaryota, Metazoa, Arthropoda, Insecta, Diptera, Psychodidae. Gene Ontology annotation, biological process: protein phosphorylation. The record is from RefSeq and is a predicted model, not a curated record. Gene Ontology annotation, cellular component: cytosol; nucleus; protein kinase CK2 complex. The coding region runs from base 224 to 1240 and encodes 338 amino acids.